UGAAUUUUGUUUUUGACAAUCAUUCAAUACUGUGUGUUUGUGUACGUGAAUAAUAAAUUGUGUAUGUGUGUGAAUGUGAGUUUUAUGGUUUUCUGUUUCAUCUGAAUAUCCUGACAUAAUCGAAUCAUCUAAAAAAAACAAACGAAAAAAUGGCAACAACAACAAAAACAACUUCAACAACAUCGACGAAUGGAUCAUCAUCAUCAUUGAAACCAUUCGUUCGAAUCAUUGAACAACCAGCUAAAUGUGCUAUUCGAUUUCGUUAUGAAUGUGAAGGCCGUUCGGCUGGUUCAAUACCCGGUGUGAAUGCAACACCGGAAAAUAAAACAUUCCCGACAAUACAAGUGUGUAAUUAUCAUGGUAAAGCCGUUGUGGUUGUAUCCUGUGUAACAAAAGAACCACCAUAUCGACCACAUCCACAUAAUCUAGUUGGAAAAGAAGGCUGUAAAAAAGGUGUAUGCACUUUGGUCAUCGAUAAUAAUGCCGAAAUGACCUGUACAUUUACAUCGUUGGGUAUUCAAUGUGUGAAACGUAAUAAAAUUGAAGAAAGUUUAAAACUGAGAGAAAUGAUCAAAGUGGAUCCAUUUCGCACUGGUUUUGCUCAUCGUACACAAGCUUCAUCUAUCGAUCUCAAUUGUUUAAGACUUUGUUUUCAGGUGUUUGUCGAAGGACCUGAAAAAGGAAAGUUUACCGUACAACUUCCACCAGUAGUUUCGGAUGCAAUCUAUGAUAAAAAAGCAAUGGCUGAAUUAAUUAUCGUUAAAUUAUCACAUUAUUCAGCUCCGUGUACUGGUGGUAAAGAAAUUAUUCUGUUAUGUGAUCGUGUAGCCAAAGAUGAUAUUCAAGUAAGAUUCGUACAGGAAGGCAAUAAUCAACAAGGAAUCAUUUGGGAAGCAUAUGGAGAAUUUCUUGCCAACGAUGUCCAUAAACAGGUUGCCAUUUCAUUACGUACGCCGAAAUAUUUUGAUGAAAACAUUUCGCAACCAGUCACGAUUAAUAUACAAUUGCGGCGUCCAUCCGAUGGUUGUUUAUCGCUGCCACGUUCGUUUCAAAUUACACCAAGAGAACUUGAUCCAGAUGGAUUGGUUAGAAAGCGGCAUAAAAGAUUAAAAGAAGAAAAUUAUGAUCUACUGCAGGAAUAUAUUCAGCUAGCUUCCAGGCAACAACAACAACCACAACAGAAAUCAUCACCACAACAUCAACCAUCAUCGAAAUUGUUAACCACAAUUCCAACCACAUCUUCUAACGCUGUUCCGCCAUCAACUGGAAUUGCGAUUAAAAGAGAAAUGUCACCGGGACCUGCCGCUAUGCAAUCAUCGUCAUCGUACUCUGCAACUUCAUCAACAGCUGCUGAACAACAACAAUUUCAAUUUAUUCAUCAUCAUUCAUCAUCACCUCAAUAUGUUAUGUCGGAUUCAUCGAUGAGUCCAUCAUCAAGACCACCAUCACAAUAUCAAUAUCAAGAUCAUCAAAGUUCCAAUCAUGUAAUAUUACCAACAGCAUAUAAUACCUCAUCAUCACCUUCCAAUUCGUAUGAAGCAACACCGAUAACUAAUCAACAUCAUCAACUUUUACAUCAUCAUCAUCAUCAUCCACAAUCUACUCAGCAAUCAUCAUCGUCUUCGAUGGCCUAUGCAUUGGCCGCAGCAGCAGCAGCUUUGGUCAACAAUGGUGGUGGUACAUCGGGACAAUCUCCAUCACAAUUCCAUCAUCAACAGAAAUCAUCACCUAAUCAUCAUUCUUCUUCAUCACCAGUAACCACACAUCAACAUCUUCAGCAACAACAACAGCAAGAAAUUCCAAAUGAAGUAAUGGAAAGAUUUGAUUCACUUGAUAUUGAUUCAUCGGAAUUGAUACCUGAUUUAGAUUUCAAUUCAAAUACAAUGCUUUCGUUAAUGAUGGAUACAUCAUCAGGUUUAUCACUUAAUCUUAGUGAUAGUUUCAAUGAUAUAACUAACAACAACAACGCCAUGAUCAAUGGUAAUAAUAAUAGUAGUGCGAUAUUAGCACACAGCAAUAAUGAUGAAUUAUCCACAACAUCAGCAAAUCGUAAUAAUAAAUUGAAAUUA
Dermatophagoides farinae (American house dust mite) is the source of this 2069-nucleotide messenger RNA. NCBI's taxonomy places the organism in Eukaryota, Metazoa, Arthropoda, Arachnida, Sarcoptiformes, Pyroglyphidae. The record is from RefSeq and is a predicted model, not a curated record.